CCAAUGAUAGUACCUCUCUUUUAUCACUUACCAUUUGAUUUCACCUUGAAAUUCUAUUGACCAGCAAAACCCUAAAAACCCUUUUCCGCCGCCGUUGCCGCCGCAUCGCCGCCACCAUGAACGACGACGGAUUUUCAGCGGAGAAGUUGUUCAACCAAGGCUACUCCUACACCUACGAUGAUGUCAUCUUCCUCCCUGGCUUCAUCGACUUCCCUACCGAUGCCGUCAACCUCUCUACUAAGCUCAGCCGCAACAUUUCCCUUUCCAUCCCUUGCGUUGCUUCUCCGAUGGACACCGUCACUGAGACCUCCAUGGCCAUAGGAAUGGCGGCGCUAGGUGGUAUAGGUAUCGUUCACUACAACAACACCAUUUCGCAACAAGCUUCUAUUGUCCGUGCUGCUAAGUCUCAUCAAAUCCCUUUCUCAUCGGAUUUGAUCUUUGCUUCCCCUUCCGAUUCCAUCCAUUCUGCUGAUGAAUUUGGUAACUCUCCUUGUAUUUUUGUCACUGAGUCAGGAACUAAGGAAUCCAAAGUUUUAGGUGUUGUAUGUAAGUCUACUUGGAAGGGUUUGAGUGAUAAGGAAGCUAGAAUUUCUGAUUACAUGAACGCUUCUCCGGUUACUCUGCCUUCAAGCUAUAAUUUUGAGGAUGUAGCAGGCUACAUUGCAUCUAAAAAGCUGGACUUUGUACCAUUGGUGAAUGACAAGGACGGGGAAGUGGUCAAUUUGGUGACAGCUACUGACUUGGAGAGAAUGAAUUCGCUUCCCAAAUUGGGUUUGCCGUCUUUAGGGACAGACGGGAAGUUCUUGGUGGGGGCAGCAAUAGGGACAAGGGAUUCAGAUAAAGAGAGGCUGGAGCAUUUGGUGAAAGCUGGGAUUAACGCUCUCGUGAUUGAUAGCUCGCAAGGGAACUCAGAGUAUCAGAUUAAUAUGAUCAAGUAUGUGAAACAUACUUACCCUCACUUGGAUGUGAUUGGUGGAAAUAUAGUCACUAAGUACCAAGCAGAGAACUUGAUUAAGCAGGAUGUAGAUGGAUUGAGAGUCGGGAUGGGAUCCGGGUCCAUUUGUACCACUCAAGAAGUUUGUGCUGUGGGCCGCGGACAGGCGACUGCUGUUUACAAGGUGUCAUCAAUUGCUGAGCAGCAUGGUGUCCCUGUUAUCGCUGAUGGUGGGAUUUCUAAUUCUGGCCAUAUCGUGAAGGCAUUGUCGCUUGGAGCAUCAACUGUCAUGAUGGGGAGCUUCUUGGCUGGAAGCAAUGAAGCUCCUGGCACUUAUGAAAAUAAGAAUGGUCUCCGUGUGAAAAAGUAUCGAGGUAUGGGAUCCUUGGAAGCAAUGACAAAAGGGAGCGAUGCAAGAUACUUGGGUGAUACUGCUAAACUAAAGAUUGCUCAGGGUGUCGUCGGUUCAGUUGCUGAUAAGGGUUCUGUUCUGAAGUUCGUUCCGUAUACAAUGCAAGCUGUAAAACAAGGAUUCCAGGAUCUAGGUGCUUCCUCGCUGCAGUCUGCUCAUCAUCUCUUAAGAUCAGGCUCAUUGAGGCUAGAGGUCCGUACAGGAGCAGCACAAGUUGAAGGAGGGGUUCAUGGUCUUGUCGGUUAUGAGAAAAAAUACUUCUGAUUUAGCUGUUGUUGUAGAAUAAUGUAAACGGUUAUUACUUGAUCCAAGUAUCUUCUUGUUAAACAUUAAACCAUAAAUUUCAGCAAUGGAUAGCCUAACUCAUAAGAUGAAUUUUAAACCAUAAA
Solanum tuberosum (potato) is the source of this 1735-nucleotide messenger RNA. Its product is annotated as inosine-5'-monophosphate dehydrogenase 2-like. Gene Ontology annotation, biological process: GTP biosynthetic process. The transcript is spliced from 4 exons. Lineage: Eukaryota; Viridiplantae; Streptophyta; Magnoliopsida; Solanales; Solanaceae. Gene Ontology annotation, cellular component: cytoplasm. The record is from RefSeq and is a predicted model, not a curated record. Gene Ontology annotation, molecular function: IMP dehydrogenase activity. The coding region runs from base 117 to 1610 and encodes 497 amino acids.